AUGCGCGACGGGCGAGACAACCCUGUGUUGCCCCCGCACUGCUCCGGCCAGCAACGAGCAGACGAGCAGGACCCGGCGGCCGCAGCUGGCGGAACCUUUUUUCCGCGCGGCGACAGGAAGGGCUGCGAGGUGGAAGACAGGUUGAAUUGCGGCGGGCGAGGCGCUGCUCUGGGCGGUACGGGCGGGCGGCGGCGUCCCAAACCCGGAGCGUUCGGGGCAGCCGGCGCAGGCGGGCUUUCCCACAUGGAGACGGAGCAAGUGCUGAAACGCUUGUAUGUUGGAGGGCUUGCCCACGAGGUGUCUAAGGCUGAGCUGCAGGAAAGAUUUGGCAAGUUUGGCCAUGUUUUGGAUACGGAGAUUAUUACCAGACAAGAUGAUCAGGGGAACCCUCUGAAAACUUUUGCUUACAUCAGUGUCAGCAUUUCGGAUGCAGAUCUUAGAAAGUGGAAAGGGGGGACCCUGCAAAUUCAGUUGGCCAAAGAAAGCUUCUUGCACAGGCUGGCCAGGGAGAGGGAAGAAGCAAAGCUGCAGCAAGAAAAGCCACAGAGAAAUGGCCAAAUGUCUCUGUUAGAAUCGCUGAAAAAGGCAGGAGUUGUGGACUUCCAUAUGAAAGCAGUACCAGGUACAGAGGUGCCAGAUCAUAAGAAAUGGGUUGUUGGUAAAUUUGGCAGAGUCUUGCCUAUCCUGCACCUUAGGAGUCAACAGAAAAAGAAAAUUGUGAAAUACGACCCGUCAAAAUAUUGCCAUAAUCUUAGAAAGCUGGAGCCAGACUUGGCACGUGCUGUUCCUGUAUCUGAGCUCUCUUGGCGCUUGGAAGAGAGAGGUGACAGCAUAAACACAAAGCGGAAAGGAGAGUCCCCUCUAAUGAAGAAGCCACCUAAAAAACUGAGGCACUUGGGCAGUGAGGCUCUGAAUGGAGCAGUAGUUCUCUCCUCUGGGUGCCAGUCGCAUUCAAAAGCCACAAGCUCACGACAGCUAGAUCACCGAUCAAAGCGGAAACCCAAAGAGAAGUCUAAAUUGCCUCCGUCGAGGAGUCUUAAUAGUAAAAUAUCUGGGAGAGGCAUAUUACGAGAUGAAAGCAAUGUUUCUGGUGUUACAGUUCAAAAUAAUAUGAGUGUUUCUGAGAGUGAUACUGAUUCUGAAGAGGAAAUCAGAGCAAUGGGAGAGAGAGAGAGAGAAGUACAGAAAGCUGAAAAUGGCGAGGCUGAAAGUGACCACUUGGAAAUUGUUGGGGACAAUUGUGAAUUAAAAUACAGUAGUUACAGGUCUUUAAGCAAUCCAGAUGCCAUGAAGCAAGCUAUCAAAGGAAGUUUUAGAGAGAAAGAGACUAUGGAAUGUGAUACUGGUGAUCAGUCAGCAGGUACAGGUGAAAUUAUUGCUGAAAGUAAAACUCCACAUCUACGUAGCAGGAACUCUACAGUUUUAGAAGAUUUUAAACAGGUGAAGAUGGAAAAUGAAGAACUCUUAACUGAGAAAAAAAGUGAUUUGGUAAAUGACUCCUCAGUAAAAACUCAUAAUUUAAAAGAAUAUGUUGAAAAAAAAGGGAAAAAGAAAAAAUCCCAAACUGCUGCCUUGCAGAGCACAGCAGGUAACAGUACAACAAAGACAAGUGAUAGUGAAAGCUCUUGUUCAGAGCCUGAGAAAGGGGAGUCUGAAAUCAGUUCGGAUUAUGAAAGCAUGACGCAAAACUGUUACCGCUUAGACCUUACAUUGGAUGACUUACAAGCAUUAGCUAUUGGGACACGCGGAGCAGAAUUGGACAGCACACAGAGCUCUAGUCAGCGCAGUGUUGAAGCAUAUCCUAAGGGUAAUGUUGCCAAUAAAACAAAACUUUCUAAAUUUUGCCCUGCAGUUAGGAAAAAAUGUAUCUGUCCUGAAGAUGUAGUUGCUGCGAUUUUAGUGGGGGAGGAGGAUGCUGACGAAGCAAGCUCCAAGGGACAAAAUAACUUGCGUUUGAAAUAUCAGCCCUUCAGAGGAAUGGGGACCCUUUGUGAAAAAGAGUUACCGAGGGACAGCACUGGUUUAGAGAAGGGGUCUGGAGAAAGAUUAGAUCUUGGAGCUUGUGUUUCUUCCUGUGGGGAGGAGUCGUCUCAAAGACAGUGGAAGAACCAUCCAAUGUAUUCACUUGAACUCAGCAGUAAAAAGAGACAAAAUACGCGUUGUGAACCGCUCGAGGAACUGUCAGAUGCCACCUCCUUUGCAGAUGAGAGAGGUCAGCCUGGGUCCAGGCCACACCUGCAAGGAAAGAACAAAGAUGCGAGUUCUAUGCAAGACAAGCAAAAUUCAGAGCACGCAGAUGCUGCUCCUUGUACUGAUGAGAGUGAAGACGAGAGCAGCGACAUGGAUAGUAAUGCUGCAGUGUCACAGAAACACGCUAAACGACAACUGAAAAGCCCCAAACUGCUUUCAAAACAGUUGAAGCUGGAUGUAAGCAAUCAAAGACCAGAAUGUGAAGCUGAUAAACGUGAGGAUGGGAAGAGAAGCCUUCUGGAAAAUCAAGAGCUUUGUCUUCAUGCUACUGCUUCAAAGGAACAUAGACCAAAAAAGAAACAGUUGCAGGAUAACCAGAAGAGGCUUAGCAGCUUUGGAGAGAGAGACACAGAGAGGGAGAGAGAGAGAGAGAGAGAGUUACAGAAGCAGCUCAUUCAAGGAGCUUUCUCCAAGCUGGAUUGCCAGCCAGGAGGCAAGCAUAAACACGUGAUAUUCCAUUCAGAUGUGGAAAGUGAAGCCGAAGUGGAUGACAUGUUGAAGAAAGAUGCCAGUUUGGGAAAUAUGCACGAGGACAUAGGGUUAUUGGGAACAAGUCCAGUAUUCUGUAGGGUAAUUCCAUAUGGGUAUGACCGUGCCCCUCUUGUUCUGAAGAUUGUUUUUCAUAGUGAAGUGACAGAAAAGAGUAGGUAAGGUUUGAAUGAAUAGGAAGGAUUGUUCUUUUUUGGUAAGAUGAAUCCGGUUUCAAAGAAUUUAACAGCGCAGCUGAUGUCAAAGGAUGGGGAAGAGAUUUGGCUUGAGGAGUGUAGAGCGACUCUGCUCUGUCCAACCAUGUGGAUGAAGAAUCUAUAUUAGUGCAGCGUUGUCCUUUUAAAGUGCUGUUGGGGUCCAGGUAAGUUGUGUGGGACUUCAUACACCGCACCUAACUGUGACCUAAUUUAGCAGCCUUCUCAGGCUUUUACUGCCGUGCUUUCAGCACAAUUAAGUCUACUCUUCUGGAACAGAACUUGUUCUAUCAUCUUUUUUUUUGUUUUGUUUUGUUUUUGUUUUUGUAGUUACAUCUCUGCUAAAGGGUCAAACCACUGGGUUUGCUUUUGUUGGCAUUCUGUGUAAAUGUCGUAAGAUUUGGAUCAUUCUCUCUAUUUAAUUAAAACUUUCUUUUCU
Messenger RNA from Strigops habroptila (Kakapo), 3372 nucleotides. Its product is annotated as nucleolar protein 8-like. The record is from RefSeq and is a predicted model, not a curated record. Gene Ontology annotation, molecular function: RNA binding. Lineage: Eukaryota; Metazoa; Chordata; Aves; Psittaciformes; Psittacidae.